AUGGCGAGCUCCUUCGAAAAGUCGGUCAAGGGCGCCACCAAGAUCAAGGCUGCGCCGCCGAAGACCAAAUACAUCGAGCAUAUCCUCGUCGCGACUCAUGCCGGCGAAGCAGGAGUCGCCGAAGUAUUCCGAGCACUCCAGUAUCGUCUAAGGGACUCAACUUGGACAGUGGUUUUCAAGAGCUUGAUCACGGUGCACUUCAUGAUCAGAGAAGGGUCCCCAGAUGUCACCCUAUCAUACUUAGCAAGGCAUCGGAAUGCCCUGGCGAUAAGCAUGUUCUCGGACGCACAAACGCAAGGACGGAACAUCAGACACUACUCAAAUUACUUAUCCGAACGGGCGCGGGCAUACCGAGACACAAAAAUCGACUGGGUCAGGGGCAGGGAGACUCGCCUAGAGAAGUUGACAGUGGAAAAGGGACUGCUGCGCGAGACCGAGGCGGUUCAGUCGCAGCUGACUGCUCUCCUCAAGUGCGAUGUCAUGGACAACGAUCCGGAAAACGAAAUCACCAUAACGGUCUUCAGGCUGUUGGUGCUUGACCUUCUGGCCCUGUUCCAAGCACUGAACCAGGCCAUGAUCAAUAUCUUGGGACAUUUCUUUGAGAUGUCAAAGGUGGAUGCGGAAAGAGCUAUGAGUAUCUAUCGCAAGUUCACACAGCAGACGGAUUUCGUCGUCCAAUAUCUGGGCGUUGCCCGGCAGUAUGAACACCACACGAGGGUGGAGGUGCCCAAGCUCAAGCACGCACCGGUCAACCUAGGAAAGCAACUGCAAGAGUAUCUUAGCGACCCAGACUUUGACAUGCACCGGAGACAGUACCUUGCGGAAUUGGAUGCGAAGAAGUCCGGCAAAGGUGGUUCGUCGGGAGGCUCCAAGAUGUUUCGCACCGCCAACGAGAGCAAAGCCUCGGCAAGCAAGUCAGCUUUCCCAUCGGUCAACGGUUUACAAUCAGAUUCCAAGCCUGCAGCACAGCCUGCAAAGGGUCCGGACCCGGACCUAAUUGACUUCUUCGAUUCCAUUGAGCAGAACCAGACUACCACCACUGUCCAGGCGAACCCACAGAUGCAGAUGAGCAUGCAGACGGGCAUGCCUGCCGGCAUGACUCCGUGGGGAGCGACCAGUUCAUUCCAGACCCAACCUACAGGUCAAUUUCAGCAACAAAAUGGCUUUGGGAUGCAACCACAGCCGACGGGUUUCCAGGCCACCAACCCUUUCCAGCAGCAAACGAUGGGUGCAUUCAACCCACAGCAGCAGCAAGCGCCCCAGCCUAUGCAACCAAACUUCACUGGCGCUGGGUUUGGAGGUUACACGCCACAACCGAGCUUCCAGCCCAAUUCCUUGGCGCCGAUUCCCCAGGACUCUGUCGCCUCUUUCCCGAGCGGCGGUCUUGCUGUGCCCGGCAUGCAAAUGGGACAGCAGAGUACCAACCCAUUCAGGCAAUCGAUGCUCAUGUCCCAGCCGACGGGCAUGCAGCCCAUGCAGACGGGAUUCCAGGCUCCCAUGUCUGGCACCAGCAGCCCCCCUCAGUCAACCAACCCUUUUGCCCGCUCGGCUCCUCAGGGGGCGCCGCAGAGUUUUGGCGCGCAGAACACGGGCUUCCAGACGCAGAGCCCGCCAGCCGCGGCGCCCUUGCAGCCCAUGGCCACGGGCACGAACCCGUUCGCGAAGAACUUUGGCGGGUCCCAGCCGCAGCAGCGGCCGGCCACCAGCGCAGGCCCUCUGGCCCCGCAGCCGACCGGCAGCACGAAUCCCUUCCGCCAGGGCGACUUCAUGAACCACAGCACCGGCCUGGGCUGGCAGCACAACCAGAUGCCGAUGGGAGGAGGCCUGGACCAGCUGGAGACUAUCCCCGUGUUCCCGAGGCCGGCACAGCAAUCACCAUGGCAGCAGUAA
Thyridium curvatum is the source of this 1890-nucleotide messenger RNA. RefSeq lists its product as uncharacterized. NCBI's taxonomy places the organism in Eukaryota, Fungi, Ascomycota, Sordariomycetes, Thyridiales, Thyridiaceae. Gene Ontology annotation, biological process: clathrin-dependent endocytosis; clathrin coat assembly; vesicle budding from membrane. Gene Ontology annotation, molecular function: phosphatidylinositol-4,5-bisphosphate binding; SNARE binding; 1-phosphatidylinositol binding. The transcript is spliced from 5 exons. The record is from RefSeq and is a predicted model, not a curated record. Bases 1 to 1890 code for a protein of 629 amino acids. Gene Ontology annotation, cellular component: clathrin-coated vesicle; clathrin-coated pit.